CCUUUUUUCUUUUUUUCGGAAUUUUCAGUGACGCAGACGAAAAACCAUUUUCACAAGUGAAGUGGACUGAAACUCGUGAUUGGAAAGAUUCUCGUAUUUCGAUAGCUUCAAUUAGCACAUCCGCUUUUCAUAUAUCACAAGAUGAAGCUCUUUUACGGUCUAGUUAUUCAUUCCAAAUCAAUUGACGAUCUGCGUUUUCUUCCUAACACUGCGUUGGUCGUUGAUCACGGAAAGAUUGUUUUCAUCGAAGAAAAUGCUGAUGUAGAUAAGAUUCAACAACAACACCAGAUAUCUGCCGAAAAUGUAAUCGUCUUGAAAGAAAAUGAAUUCCUGAUGCCAGGGAUGAUUGAUACUCAUAUUCAUGCCCCUCAGUAUGUCAACGCCGGCUUUGGACUAGACCUUCCACUCCUUGGAUGGCUAAACAAAUAUACUUUCCCCACUGAAUCUCGCUUCAGUGAUCUGAAUUUUGCAGAUGAAGUUUAUACCAGAGUAGUUGCAAAUACUCUUAGCAAUGGAACAACAACUGCCAUGUACUUUGCUACCAUUCACAAAGAAUCAGCCCUUUUACUUGGAGAUAUUGCCCAUCAGAUAGGGCAAAGAGCAUUUGUUGGAAAAGUCAGUAUGGAUCAAAACUCUCCAGAUUAUUACAUUGAAGAAAAAAGUAGUGCAAUUAAAGAGAUUGAAGAUUUCAUUGUUACUCUGCAAUCAAAAAAGUAUCCAAAUGUCCAGCCUGUCAUAACUCCCCGGUUCGCUAUUACGUGCUCGAUGGACCUUAUGAAGAAUUUGAGCCAGUUGGCUGCGAAGUACGACGUAAACAUACAAACACAUGUUAGUGAAAAUCCUGCAGAAUGUGAAGUAGCUGUCAGCCUUCAUGAAGGUUGUCGAGAUUAUGUGGACAUUUACGCACAAGCAAAUUUACUCACUGCCAAAACUAUUCUUGCUCAUGGAAUUUAUUUGUCUGACAAAGAGCUAGAAGUACUUCAUAAAUACCAAGCCUCCAUCUCUCACUGCCCCAACUCAAAUUGUUCUAUACGCAGCGGUAUGUGCGAUGUUCGUCGCUUGAUGACGCAAGGGUUACACGUUGGACUUGGAACUGACGUUUCCGGUGGCUUCAGUCCAUCAAUUUUGGAUGCCAUGCGUUUUGCCAUCACCGUUUCAAACCUUCUAUCGUUGUCAAAGUCAGAAGACUACAAACCUUUGAAUUAUAAAGAUGUCUUCUUCAUGUCCACUCUCGGGGGCGCUCAAGCUCUAGGAAUCGGCGACAAAAUUGGAAACUUUGAAGUCGGCAAGGAUUUUGAUGCGCUAGUCAUCAACUUAGCUCAAACCGAUGGUAACCUAGAGCUGUGGCUAAACGAAAGCAUUGAAAACCGUUUAUCGAAAUGGAUUCAUCUUGGUGAUGACCGAUCGAUUUCUCGUGUUUAUGUUCAUGGAGUCGAAGUUAAAGAGAAGGCAAGCAACGUGUUGAGGGUUAAACGCCUGGGGGGCAAAAGGAAGUCGACAGAGAUCAAUUGAGAACAAGAUUCCAUUUAUCGAUAUUUGCAUUCUCGUAAUCUGCUAGUACAAAAAUAGUUGGCAAAAGAGACCUAACUGCAGCUAGAUGAGACGAACAUUCCCGAUACCAAGAAGAUAUCUACGACGAUACUAAGCUCUUUAAUUUCAUUUCCCUUUCUCCUCUUAACGGUUUUGUUUUAUUGAAGAAUUUGACUCUUAGCAAUCUGAUUGAUAUUGAACAUAAUACCUAUCCUUGUAAUAUCCGGUUUGACUAGUUUCUCUUUCCACCAGUGGAAUUAAAAAAAACUGGUUUAAUUUUCAUUUAGAAUGUAAGACUCUUUUGGUGCAAAUAUAAUAAAUUUGGGUUGCGACAAAUUUUGUUAAUUAAAAAUUUUUUAGGAGUAAAUUUGAUUGUUGUGAAAUUAUAUUUCUUCAUGCUUACAGUUUACACCCCUGGUAUGAGCACGUACGAAUUGUGGCGCCACCAUCGACGUUUAUUGACCUUAGGUGACUAGUCUUGUACCAGACCACGUACUAUCAACAACGUGGUUUGCCUUGCAACAGCAACGUGUAGUCAUUCAAACUUUAGUUUCCUCCGGUGUGAGGUCAGAGUAUAAUCUUCCCGCACUUACGUUCAGUGUAAUUUGCCAUUAAGUUAUCUCAGUCAUGCCAAAAGGCACGGUGAAACAUUAUCACGACAACUUUGAUUUCUGCUAUUUUAUCUUUGUUUCUUUAUUUGUGUGGGCUAUUUUGUCCUGUAGUGAAGCUUGCCCAGUAGCCUGCAAUUGCAUUUCUAAUCAGAAGUGGGAAUGUACGAAUAUAACUUCGCUUGGAGACAUCUGGGAGAAUUCUUCACGAGCGGUUCGAGAAUUGACUUUGAUUCAUAUCACGGAUCUAAAUAGCUUCAGUGACCAUCUUGGGACAUCUUUCAACGCGUCUUUCGAGUCUGUGCGCGAACUUAGAAUUCAGCAAUCGACUAUCAACAGGGUUUCGGCAUUGUUUAUUGAUUCCUUUCCUAAUGUGGAAAGAGUAUUUUUAGUGGAUAACCAGUUCUCGUGCAGGGAGAACAUUUUAUCUCUUCAAAGGUGGGAAUCGGAAACUUCAAAAGACAAACUGCAAUGUUCUUCGCCAGAUGGCAUGGCCAAAACCGAGCUUUUUUUGGCGCUAAAAACGAUCUCACGUGUUAAAGAAGAAUGUCCAAGUCCUUGCCGGUGUGUCGUCAAGUCCAUGAAUUCCCAAUAUUCUGUUCCCAAUUUACUCUUUAAUUGCAGUCGAUCUAAUCUAAAAGUUAUCCCAGAUUCUUUGCCUAAAUCAUGGGUUAUCGAGCUCGAUCUGAGCCAUAAUCAGAUUGAAGAUGCCACUCCUUUGUUCAGUCUACCAUUCUAUCGAAAUGUGCCAGUACUAAAUCUUGCUCACAAUCACAUCCAAGAUAUUCAAGUGCCGAAUGAUACCAGUCAGAAGAACCAUUUCAGACUCUUGAACUUGUCCCACAACAAACUUACUCAAUUACCUGAAAAUUUGUUGGGCGAGACUGACACCUUCUCCUACCAGCCUCUCAUUAUGCUGAGAAGCAAUCCUUGGAUGUGUGACUGUAAUUCUGUGAAGAUGUUUCAGACUAUUGCGAUGAAACAGUUGCACAUUAUUGGGGAUUUCAUCUAUCUGACCUGUGAGGGUGACCUUGAGGGACAGUUGAUUAGUUCACCAACUUCCCUUCAUAGACUCUGUUACGUACCUGCUGUUGCCAUCAUGACGAUUCGAUGUGUCAACAUUGUCUUUUUCAUCUUGAUCGCGUUGGUUCUAAUUAAGACUGCAUUUGACUUGCGAUCCAUGUACGCUGUGGGCAUAUUUCAUUACUUCGCCCAUCUAUUAUUGCUGCCCUCACGAUAAUCAUCUGCUCCUCCUUAACAACUGCAAGUGCAUAGAAAUGCUGGUGAACGCGAGCGGGGAUUUUCAAAAAGAAUUGAAAUACAAGUUGGCAAAACUAUAAA
This is a messenger RNA of Daphnia pulex (common water flea), 3479 nucleotides long. RefSeq names its product guanine deaminase-like (gene DhpD). The transcript is spliced from 13 exons. Lineage: Eukaryota; Metazoa; Arthropoda; Branchiopoda; Diplostraca; Daphniidae. The record is from RefSeq and is a predicted model, not a curated record. The coding region runs from base 142 to 1512 and encodes 456 amino acids. Gene Ontology annotation, molecular function: protein binding; zinc ion binding; guanine deaminase activity. Gene Ontology annotation, biological process: guanine catabolic process. Gene Ontology annotation, cellular component: cytosol; extracellular matrix.